Messenger RNA from Aspergillus uvarum CBS 121591, 1836 nucleotides. RefSeq names its product serine/threonine-protein kinase. Gene Ontology annotation, molecular function: ATP binding; protein kinase activity. Gene Ontology annotation, biological process: protein phosphorylation; regulation of mRNA processing; spliceosomal complex assembly. Lineage: Eukaryota; Fungi; Ascomycota; Eurotiomycetes; Eurotiales; Aspergillaceae. The transcript has 5 exons. The record is from RefSeq and is a predicted model, not a curated record. Bases 1 to 1734 code for a protein of 577 amino acids.
AUGGACGGGGUUGAAAUCACCAAAGCCGUUAUCAAUAAGGGAAAGCAGAUGGCUAGUGUCGCUGCGGCCGCUGCUAAUGGCAAUGGCGGUAAGAAGAGAAGAAAAGGGACCGACUUAAAGCCGAUCGUCACCAACGAACCCGGUGCGCCUGUCGACCAAGCGACUACCACUACUGAGGGGAAUCCCGCAUACGGCGCCCCGCCAUCGCGCUCAUCCUCCUCAUCCUCCGGCGCCGGCGAAGAACUGGAGACCACCGCUGAGGAGGAAGACUCGGAAGAUUACUGCAAGGGUGGUUACCACCCGGUCAGCGUCGGAGAAACCUACAACAAUGGUCGAUACGUGGUCGUGCGCAAGCUCGGGUGGGGUCACUUUUCGACGGUCUGGCUGUCCCGCGACACGACGACCGGCAAGCACGUCGCCCUGAAGGUCGUUCGCUCCGCCGCUCAUUAUACCGAAACCGCCAUCGACGAGAUCAAGCUGCUGAAUCGCAUCGUCCAAGCGAAGCCAUCCCACCCGGGUCGCAAACAUGUGGUCAGUCUGCUCGACUCGUUCGAGCACAAGGGUCCCAACGGUGUCCACGUCUGCAUGGUAUUUGAAGUGCUGGGAGAAAAUUUGCUUGGAUUGAUAAAGCGAUGGAAUCAUCGCGGCAUUCCUAUGCCGCUUGUCAAACAGAUUACGAAGCAAGUGCUGCUGGGUCUGGAUUACUUGCACCGGGAAUGUGGAAUCAUUCAUACCGAUCUGAAGCCGGAGAACGUGCUGAUCGAGAUCGGCGACGUGGAGCAGAUCGUGAAAACAUACGUCAAGGAGGAGGCCAAGAAGGAGCAGAAGGAGGACAACCGCAACGGCCGGCGGCGGCGCCGCACCUUGAUCACCGGAAGCCAACCGCUGCCCAGUCCCCUCAACACGAGUUUCGAGUUUAAACACAGUUCACAAAAUUCCCACAGCAGUCUCAGCCAGAUGGUGAACGACUCGUCAGUGACAGAGGCUAAUUCGGGGGCUGCGUCCAUGAAAGAGUUAUUAGGCAUCAAGGAUGAAGAUGAGAAACAGAAACAAAGAGAAAAGACUGCCGAUCUCUUGGAACGAGAAGUAUCGGGCAUCUCGCUCGACAAGUCUUCCACCCCGAGUGAGGAGCUGGAUUGCGAUAUUAUUUCCGUGAAGAUUGCCGAUUUGGGCAAUGCGUGCUGGGUUGGGCAUCAUUUCACGAACGACAUCCAGACGCGACAAUACCGUUCGCCGGAAGUCAUUCUAGGAUCCAAGUGGGGAGCUAGUACGGACAUUUGGAGUAUGGCAUGCAUGGUCUUCGAAUUAAUCACAGGCGACUACUUGUUUGACCCGCAAUCAGGCACGAAGUACGGCAAGGAUGACGACCACAUCGCACAGAUUAUCGAGCUGUUGGGCCCGUUCCCUAAGUCUCUCUGCCUCUCAGGGAAGUGGUCCCAGGAGAUCUUCAACCGCAAGGGAGAGUUGCGCAACAUCCACCGCUUGCGCCACUGGGCACUCCCUGACGUGCUACGGGAGAAGUAUCACUUCAGCGUGGAGGAGAGCAUGCGCAUCAGCGAGUUCCUCCUUCCGAUGCUCGAAGUUUCUCCCGAAAGACGAGCCAACGCUGGCGGUAUGGCUGCCCAUGAAUGGAUGAAGGACACGCUCGGCAUGGAGGCGGUAGACCUGGGCGUUUCCCCUGGGAGUCGAGGCGAGGGGAUUGACGGAUGGGCGACCGAGGUUAAACGGAGAUAAAGGCAAGAGGAAAAGACCCACGAAAAGCGAGUUAGGAAUGAGAGAGGACCCGUGAUAUCUGUGUGCAUCACGGAGUCAGGCGACGAGUUUCCUUUGGUAUGA